Molecule: messenger RNA, 3281 nt
Organism: Argiope bruennichi
Lineage: Eukaryota; Metazoa; Arthropoda; Arachnida; Araneae; Araneidae
Product: cilia- and flagella- associated protein 210-like
Exons: 2
Coding region: 1322-2881 (519 amino acids)
Source: RefSeq, a predicted model, not a curated record
UUUCCCAAAAUUCAGACCGUAUAAUUCAUUAUUUAACCAUGUGAUUUUCUUUGAUUAUAGAAAACUAAAGAUAAGGGAUUAUAUUUUAAUAUCUGUGGAUAGGAGACAAAAGGAGUUAAUUACAAUUUAGUGAAAUUAAGAAAAUUAAUGAACCGUAUACUUACAUUUUUAAUAUAGCCACGAUGACAUGAAAAUAGUCUCCAUAAAAAAGGUUCGUGUACAAAUUGAACAUACAAAUUUGUAUACAAAUGAAUGUUCAUAUACAAAAUGCAAUUAAAAUAAGGCGGCUUUAAUAUCUGACAGUUUUGACAGAAUCAUGGAUAUAAAACUAUAUCUAAACAAUUCAAUUAAAAUUAAAUAUCUAUAUCCCCGCGAACCAGCUGCUUUUUAAAAGCGACUAGUAUCAUAUAGUGAAUUAUGCAAUUACAGCACGUUUCCGAGGAACCGAUUUAAUAUGGCGGAUAGGCCGGAUAGCCUAGCUUAUAAAAGCCGGAUAGACCAGAAUUCAAUGAACACAUAUCUUUACCCACCAAUACCAAAAGACAAAGUUUUUAUGCCAAAAUUCACUGUUAUAAUACGUUUUUCUUUUCUCACUUCUUAUUGAGUACUAAGUUUUCCAUUUAUCUCAAAUCACGCAGGAUGUGAAUUUAACGAAUAAUGUAUGCAUUUUGCUAUUAUAAUCAGGAACAGCGACAAAAAUUCCGUUACACACUGACAAAACAAUGAAUAACUUUCUGCUCUUUCCCUGUCACAACUUGUAUUUUGCGCACGACACGUAGGAGGAUCCUGGUAGACCCCCGCUUCCAAUGCCUUGGUCAAUGCAACGCCUUGCCUUCCUCAUUUAAUUACGAUAAAAGAAAACUAGAGUCAGAUAGUACGGUAGCUGGAUAUUCGCGAACCGAAUACUCGGAGGUGUACUGUACAUGCCAAAAAUAAGUACAUCUGUAAAUGUUAUGAGUUAAUUGAAUAAUCGAAUUCAUUGUAAAAGUGCUUUCAUUGUACAAUGCCUUUGGCAAAUUAGAAGCAGUUUAUUGCGAAAAGAAUAUGCUCUCUGCAAAAUAACAUUUCUUAAUCUGGUCUACCAUAAAUUUAUAUAUUUUGUUAAGUAAUGGACAGUUUUUUUCCAUAAAUUGUUUCUCUGAUCAAUUUUGGAUAUGAUUUAGAUACCAAUAUCAUAUGAAAAAAAUUAUGGAUUAUAAAAUGAAAUAUUUUAUUAGAAUUUGUAUUCUCAUACCUUCUACAGUAAUUUUCAAGAUACCCGCAAGUCUACAGAAGAAGCUCAAUUUUUUUAGGUUAAAACUUCUCCGUCUCGCAUAACGCUAUGGAGAACGACCCUUUCAAACGAAGAUAUCCUUUAGAACAGCCAAAGAAGAACAUUCUCCUUUCCAAAGACAACAUCAAUAAGAUCAUCUCUCAUGCCCAACAAUUCCAAACCGACGAAGAAAAAGAAGCCGCCCUCCGAGAAGAGCGUGAAAGAAAACGCAAAGCAAGCAAAGAAUUGGCGGCUACUCUUUCUCAAAGGAAAGAGCCGGGUAGUGAGCUGAAGAAAAAACAAUAUGAACUUGGAACGAAGUUUGCGAAGUUCGAAUUGGACCGAGAAGCCCGAACGGAAGCAAGGAAGAAUCUGGUGCUGGAGCAAGCUUACAAGCGUUUGUUCGAAGACACUGACCGGGUGAAGUACUUCAAGACAGCCAAGAAUUUUGCUGAAGCAAUAAAGGAAAGGAAUGAUCAGAUCGCUACGAGGACAACACACAAAGACGAAGAAGUCAAGUACGACACUCAGUUUUUGCUGAGAACUAUGCGUGAUGUGGAUCAGCAUAAAUGGGAGGAACAGGAAAAGGAGAGAAUAAAGGAACAAAACAAAAAGAAGAACGCUGAAAAUUGGAGGAAGCAAAACGAAGAGAUUCUACAGAAAAAAAGCAAAGAAAAAUGGGAACAUUUAAGGGAUGGUUACCUCAUUCGGGAUGAAGAUGAACGGGACAAGGAAAAAGCAGCUAGGAAAGAACUUGAAGAAAAGGAACGAGUACGUCAGUACAAAGAAAUGCUAGAGAACCAAAUUUUAGACAAACAAGCAUUAUUCGAUACCCACCAUCGGCAAGAAGAAGCUGAAGAAGUGAAGGCCAAACUUUUUAACGAUUCCAAACGCCAAAUGAAAUUGGAACAUCAAAAAAUAAAAGAACAGCUGGACAAAGAAAAGAAUUCACUGAGACAGCAUGUGGCGAGCACUUUGACUGACGAAGGCGCUGUCUUAAAAGCUAAAGAAGAGGCCAGUUUGAAAAGGGCGAUUUUGGAAGCUGAAGAAAAAGCGCGGGAAGAAGGCGCCAUGAAGCAACUAGAAAAAGAGGAGGCGCUAGAAGCUAUAAAAGAGUUCUACGAUAAAGAAAUGGAAGCAAAAGAGAGGCGUAAAUAUGAAGAAAGGUUAAGCGGAUACCAAGAAGGUCGCAGGAUUGCGGAAAAUGUGGAUCGUUUACAAAGAGAAGAAUUUUCCAAAGCAAAAAAGCGGGAAAAUCUCGAAAAAGAAGCUCAGCAUUUGCAGAUGCAUCAGAUUGCAAAACGGCAAGCCAAUAAGAAAGCAGAAAAUGUGAAUGAGAUAAAGGAUUAUAUGAAUCACAUGCGAAGUUUAGACAACGAGGAAGAAAUGUUCCAGAAAUUUGCUCAGAUGGAGAUUGAGAAAUGUGAAGCCCGAGGAGUAGACACCUAUGCCAUGAGGAAAGCUGCUAGGCCUGGUAUUGAAUGUGGAAAGGGCCCGCUAUUUGAAGACCGUGGGCAUAUCAGGCCUAGGUACUAUGCAGCAACUUGGAAUCCAGACGAUCUCGUUCAUGUUAAACGAAAUCAAAGACUACAGGACACAAAAUCAAGACUUGGAUUUACUUUGUAUUAAGAGUACCGCAUUUCUUCAGUAACGAUGAUUGUUUUCAUUUUUCUACGAAUUAACACAUUUGCUCUAUCAAGAAUCUGUAUCAAAAAUUGAGGAUCAGAAUGAAAUUUUUAAUUUUGUAAUUUUAACAUUUUAUGCUUAUAAUUCAGGUAAAACAAGAUAUUUAGAAUGAUUUAUUUAUUUAAAUAAACAAAUUAUUCAAAACUUUAUAAAUGAAUUUAUUUUCUUGUUGCCUAUAAAAAGAAUUUAUUAACCACUGAACGCAUUAUUUUAAAUUAAUCAAUGUUGGAGAUUGACUUAACUUAGUUGAGGGUAAAAUAAGAGGUUAAUUAAUAUAUUUAUCAAAAACCGAGCGAAAAUAUCAGAUCUUAUUAUUUUUGGAAUGUGUUACCUCAUUCUGAUU